AUGCUACAAAAAAGAAAAACAGAAAUCCAUGCUAUAGGUCAACAUAUAUCUAUGUCUGCUGAUAAAGCGCGAAGAGUAAUUGAUCAAAUUCGUGGGCGUUCCUACGAGGAAACACUAAUUAUAUUAGAACUUAUGCCUUAUCGAGCAUGUUAUCCCAUUUUAAAAUUGGUUUAUUCUGCAGCAGCAAAUGCUAGUUACAAUUUUGAUUCCAAGGAAACCAAUUUAAUAAUUAAUAAAGCCGAAGUCUAUGAAAGUACUACAGUGAAAAAAUUAAAACCUCGCGCUAGAGGACGCAGUUAUCCUAUAAAGAGACCUACAUGUCAUAUAGUAAUUGUAGUAAAGGAUCUAUCUUUAAGUGAAUAG
Messenger RNA from Impatiens glandulifera, 363 nucleotides. NCBI's taxonomy places the organism in Eukaryota, Viridiplantae, Streptophyta, Magnoliopsida, Ericales, Balsaminaceae. The record is from the annotation of a RefSeq genome assembly.